Messenger RNA from Cynoglossus semilaevis (tongue sole), 4000 nucleotides. It is a transcript of the gene sulf2a, whose product is annotated as sulfatase 2a. Gene Ontology annotation, molecular function: calcium ion binding; N-acetylglucosamine-6-sulfatase activity; glycosaminoglycan binding. The record is from RefSeq and is a predicted model, not a curated record. Gene Ontology annotation, biological process: positive regulation of Wnt signaling pathway; positive regulation of vascular endothelial growth factor production; heparan sulfate proteoglycan metabolic process. Gene Ontology annotation, cellular component: cell surface; plasma membrane; endoplasmic reticulum. The transcript is spliced from 23 exons. Bases 365 to 3028 code for a protein of 887 amino acids. Lineage: Eukaryota; Metazoa; Chordata; Actinopteri; Pleuronectiformes; Cynoglossidae.
CUAAAUGUGAGCAACGAGUGACGUACAUGAUUUUGUCUCAGAACUAUUAGCAGGGCCAGGUUGACUGGGAUAUGAGAGCCCGCCAGUCCGCUGGGUCCGGUACCGGCGGGAACAUUCUGUUACGGAUAUUCAUGUUAGGAAGCAGGCAUGAACUCCAAACUCCAAAACUAUGAACUCCAAAACGUGGCACAACGCACACAAACUGACCAACGAACAGAACAACACAAACAAGACAAUGAUUCCACAAGGACAGAACUGUGGCAUUCUGACCCAGAAUACAGUGGGAGAGGAGACAUCAGAGACACUUGGUUCUUAAAGAAAGGGCGGGCUGAGAUCCUGAAGAAGGUGACUGCAGGUCGCUGUAAUGGCAGGGCGGACGUUUUCCGCCUCCCUCCCUCUCACCCUGCUCCUCCUCCUCCUGGUGGAGGUGCUUCCUGUGGCCCAGGGCUCUGGCUACCUGUCUGGCUAUCGCCUGCGGUCUCGUCUGCAGAGGGACCGCCACGUUCGCAACAUCAGACCCAACAUCAUCCUGAUCCUUACAGAUGAUCAGGACAUAGAAUUAGGCUCAAUGCAGGCCAUGAACAAAACCCGGCACAUCAUGGAGAAAGGUGGAACUCAUUUCUCCAAUGCCUUCUCCACCACGCCCAUGUGCUGCCCGUCCCGCUCCUCCAUCCUGACGGGGAAGUAUGUGCAUAACCACCACACCUACACCAACAACGAGAACUGCUCCUCGCCGUCGUGGCAGGCCCAUCACGAGCCACACACCUUUGCUGUGCACCUCAACAACUCCGGCUACAGAACAGCCUUCUUUGGGAAAUAUCUGAAUGAGUACAACGGUUCCUACGUGCCACCGGGCUGGAAAGAAUGGGUGGCCCUGGUGAAGAACUCUCGCUUCUACAACUACACCCUCUGCAGGAACGGUGUACGAGAAAAACACGGCAGCAAUUACUCCAAGGACUACCUGACUGACCUCAUCACCAACGAAAGCAUCAACUACUUCUACAUGUCCAAGAAGAUGUACCCUCACCGGCCCAUCAUGAUGGUCCUCAGCCAUGUCGCUCCUCACGGUCCAGAAGAUUCUGCCCCCCACUACAGCUCCGCCUUUCCAAACGCAUCGCAGCACAUAACUCCAAGCUACAACUACGCCCCAAACUCAGACAAACACUGGAUCCUGCGAUACACCGGAGCCAUGAAGCCCGUCCACAUGCAGUUCACCAACAUGCUGCAGCGGCGCAGGAUGCAGACUCUGCUGUCUGUGGACGACAGUGUAGAGAAGGUUUACAACAUGUUGCUAGAGACGGGGGAGUUGGACAACACCUACAUCAUUUACACCUCGGACCACGGCUACCACAUCGGUCAGUUUGGUCUGGUGAAGGGCAAGUCAAUGCCGUACGAGUUUGACAUCCGUGUUCCCUUCUAUGUGCGUGGGCCAAAUGUGGAGCAUGGUGCCGUUAACCCUCACAUUGUGCUGAAUAUCGACGUGGCGCCCACCCUGCUGGACAUGGCAGGAGUGGACGUCCCUGCAGAGAUGGACGGCAAGUCCAUCCUCAAACUGUUGGACACAGACAAACCAGUGAACAGAUUCCAGAUGAGCAGGAAGCCUAAAAUGUGGAGGGAUUCUUUCCUCGUGGAGAGAGGGAAGCCCCUGCACAAGAGGGAUGAUGGGAAAGAAAUGGCCCAGGAGGAAAACUUCCUGCCUAAGUAUCAGCGUAUGAGGGAUCUGUGCCAGAAAGUAGAGUACCAGACGUCGUGCCAGCAGCCAGGACAGAAAUGGCAGUGCGUGGAGGACCCCAGUGGCAAACUGAGACUCCAUAAAUGUAAGGGUAUGGCCAGUCUGCGUGCCCCGGGCAUGCAGGCCCUGAUGGCCAGAGGGGCGUCUCCCGUGUUCUCGUUCACACCCAGCUCUGACUGUAACUGUGCUGCUGCCAACUUCAAAACUCCAGAUCUGAAGAGGAAGAGGUUGAUCAGCAAGAAGAAGAUAAAAUCCAGUAAAGUUGUUUCUAGAAAGCGCUGGGCUCGCUCCUUGUCCUUUGAGUUUGGCGAUGACCUGUACGCUGUGGACCUGGGUGAAGAACACAGAGCACUGCAGUCAAAGAGCCGCAGCUGGGCCAAAAACAAGAAGACCAGAGUGAGCGUGGAGGAGGACAACCAGGAGUUCAGUGGAAUGGGAGUCAGAGCCAAACCAGGCAGCGACAACAGACUGACGCCACCUGCUGCUCUGAAAGUCACCUACAGGUGCUCCAUUCUGAUGAACGACACGGUGCAGUGUGACGGAGGAAUCUACAAAUCUCUUCAAGCCUGGAAAGACCACAAACUGCACAUCGAACACGAGAUUGAAACGCUGCAGUCCAAAAUCAAGAACCUACGUGAGGUGAAAGGUCAUCUAAAAAAGGUGCGGCCAGAAGAGUGUCAGUGUAACACUCCUAGUUAUUUCCUGAAGCAGACACAGGCAUUGAAGCUAAACUCACAUGGACACAUGAAUUCACUGAGAAUGCCGCCGAAGCAGAAGACUCAGUGGCUGCAGAAGGAGCAGAAGAGAAGGAAGAAGCUGAGGAAAUUCAUAAAACGACUGCAGAACAACGACACCUGCAGCAAACCUGGCCUCACGUGUUUCACUCAUGACAACCACCACUGGCAGACCGCCCCCUACUGGACAAUGGGUCCAUUCUGUGCCUGCACCAGUGCCAACAACAACACCUACUGGUGCCUCAGGACCAUCAAUGACACACACAACUUCCUGUUCUGUGAGUUUGCCACGGGUUUUCUGGAGUAUUUUGACCUCAACACUGACCCCUACCAGCUAGUAAAUGCAGUCAGCACCCUCGACCGCAACGCUCUGAAUUCGAUGCAUCAGCAGAUCAUGGACCUGAGAGGCUGCAAGGGCUCCAAGCAGUGCACCGUGGAGAAGGGAGGAAAAGAGCGGAAUUACUUCAGUAAAUACAGGCCAGUUCAUCGUCGAAAGAGGCCAAAAGUGAAGAAGCCUUCCUCCAAAUCACUGGGUCGGAUUUGGGAAGGGUGGGUUGGUUAACCACGGUCAUCACCACCACUGAGCGCAUUAACCUCCAUUAGCAUAGCAAGAAGAAGAAUGACGAGGAGGGAAGGGAAUGUGGCCAAACUCGAGGACCUUGACUAUUACUUCGAUGGACCAGAAACUGAGAAAUAGCUCUUUAAUAUGUUAUGAAGACAGCUGACAGCUGCUUCUGUGCAUACAAGACAACACAAAGGAACUAUCCAACCAUGAGUUUUACCUUUGCACUCAGUCUGAAGCUCAGUCCACAUGCAAAGUUUUAAUUGAACACAUCAGAUCAAGUUUUACCUCUGUGCUAAAACAACUCAAAUCAUAUGUAAUAUGACUGGUUUUCUUCAGUUGUGUGGCUGCAGGUACAAACCCUCUGUUCUGGGAAAUCAGUUCUAGUAUUACAUCUUCUACAAGAUAAAGGGGACGAAUUCCCACUCUGAGGUCAUCUUUUUGUUUCUCAUUUCCUCCACAUCUUCCUCCAUCUUACCCUGUUCUUCACCUGAAAGUCAAUACAUCCUCUUUCAACUCUUUGCCUUUGCCUUAGCGCACGUACAAGCCAUGUCAACCUUUACUAUUUUAAGUUCACAGAUUGGUCGAUCGUAGCUGUUCCUCUGAUCUAGUCAGCUUUAACUUGUCAUUGACUCUAAAUAUAAAGUCAGAAUCUUCCACUUGCUCAGUAUUCUCUUUUACAGACAGUGACCCACACCUCACGUUAGUUCUCACUUCUGUUCGUAACUUCUCUUUUACUUUUGCUGCUAUACUUUCCUCUUUACUCCCUCUAACAUCCAAAAUGUAGAAAAAGUUGCAAACCUGUAAAAACAGCCAAAAACGUUCAAUUAGUGAAUGAUGAUGAUCCCAUUUAGAGGAAACCAAUUCAAACAUGUGUGGACACCAGAGCUUUGUAUUAUUUAGUGGGUUGACAAUUUGUGUUUCAAACAUGUACAUAAAGCUAAAUAAAAUUCAGGGUCUGAACAUUUCAAA